This is a messenger RNA of Sinocyclocheilus rhinocerous, 1469 nucleotides long. Its product is annotated as nuclear factor 7, brain-like. The coding region runs from base 15 to 1469 and encodes 484 amino acids. Gene Ontology annotation, molecular function: protein binding; zinc ion binding. The transcript is spliced from 6 exons. NCBI's taxonomy places the organism in Eukaryota, Metazoa, Chordata, Actinopteri, Cypriniformes, Cyprinidae. The record is from RefSeq and is a predicted model, not a curated record.
UAAAACACUACGAAAUGGCAACUCGGCCGUCUCACUUUGAGGAGAACCUUCUGUGCCCUGUUUGCCGUGACAUCUUCAGAGAUCCCGUUCUCCUGCUGUGUUCUCAUAGCUUUUGCUGGGCCUGUUUGGAUCAGUACUGGGAGCUCAGCGGCUCACAGAUAUGCCCUGUAUGCCGGACAGACUUCUGCAUGGACCGUCCUCCAUGCAACCGUGCUUUGAAGAACCUGUGUGAGAUCUUCCUGCAGGAGAGAAGCAAGACUGCGUCAGCGGAGCCCGAGUUAUUCUGCAGUGCGCAUGGAGAGAAACUUCAGCUCUUCUGUGUGGAGGACCAGCAUCUCGUGUGCAGCGUGUGUGUGACAGACGACAUGCAUGUUAAACACACAUUCAGACCUGUGGAUGAAGCUGCAGUGGCUCUCAAGGAGGUGUUCAAAACAAGCCUGAAGCCUUUGCAAGAGAAGCACAAACUCUUAAAAUUAGAAAAAUUCAUCUGUAAUCAACGAGUGAAACACAUCAAGAAUCAAGCUGAGCAAACAGAGGCACAUAUUAAGAAGGAGUUUGAGCAGCUUCGUCAGUUUUUGCGUGAUGAAGAGGCGGCCAGGAAAACCGCUCUGAAGGAGGAAGAGGAGCAGAAGAGGAAGCUGUUAGAGGAGCAGAUGAUAAGAAUUAACAGUGAACUCUCAUCUCUGGUAGAAAGAAUUAGGAUCACUGAGGAAGAGAUAGAGACCGACAACAUCUCAUUCCUGCUGAAGUACAAAGGCCCACCUGAAAGCUCUCAGUGCACCAGUCCCUGUCCAGAGAAGCUCCCAGAAGUGCUGAUCAAUGUGGCAAAGCACCUGGGAAAUCUGAAGUUCAGCGUAUGGCAGAAAAUGAAGUCUGCUGCUCAAUACAUUCCUGUUGUCCUCGACCCCAACACCGCUCACCCAUGCCUGCAUCUAUCUGACAAUCUGAGCGAUGUGAGGUUUGGUCAGUGGAGUCGACAAGCCUGGGGUUACUCAGACAAACGUGAGGGCUAUACGAGCGUCCUGGGCUCUGAGGGCUUCAGCUCUGGGACUCACUACUACUGGGACGUCGAGGUCGGUGACAACACCACCUGGGCCUUAGGAGUGAUUUCAGAGUCUGCCAUACGGACUCGAGACAAUCUGCCCAGUUCUGGUCUGUGGCGCCUCGGCUUUCACAAUGGAGCAUACGGACAAGGCCUUUCAGGGGAGUUUCUCACGCCGCUCGCCGUGAAACAGAAGGUCCAGCGCGUCAGAGUCCAGCUGGACUGGGACGGAGGGCGAGUGUCGUUCUUCAAUCCUCUCACCGACACGCAUCUCCACACCUUCACGCACGCUUUUAGCGAGAAAGUGUUUCCGUACUUCUGUAACGUGUGUUCGUCUCAAGCUCUGCGCAUCUUGCCGGUGGAAAUGGCUCCAGCAGGACUGGAGGCACAGAGAUUUUCUGCAUUAACCAACAAAAUAGAGAAGUAA